UUAACUGUACGUCAGUUUUUGAUAAGCAAGUUACUUCGGGUGCGACAAAACAUAAUUUGUAUUUUAAUUGAUUUGUUUAUAAUCCAUCAUGAUUGAUAAACUCCAGGUAUUACUGGUGGUUGUAACAGUGUUGGGAAUAUGUAGUAGUGUAGAAGAUAAAGGAAACAAUUAUGUUGCGGAAAAUAUUGGUAGACCAGGAUGUAUGCAGCUGCCAGCAAAAUGUGAAUUGCUGUGCCCCUAUGGAAAAGAUGUUGACAUGAAUGGAUGCCCCACCUGCAGUUGUAGGGACUUGCCAAAAGAGUAUCAAGUGAACUUCGCAUGUCCUAUGCCCAUGUGCUCCACACGCUGCAAAUUUGGCCGUAAAGUAAAUGAUAUGGGAUGCGAGACUUGUACUUGUUUGAAAAGUUCCACCAUACCAUAGAAGACAAUGAACUGAAUUUCAAGAUGCUGACCGAUACUUAUCACCACCAAGCUGAAAGAAAACACAUCUGUGUAUAAAGUGCUAACCCAUUUCCACAGAAACCAAAAAAAUACAUAUUACAGUAUAUUGUCAUUUGUAUUGGCAUCCUGCAUGAUAAAAUGUCAUUUAGCAUAGUUCUUGUAUGCAAUAUGAAACAGUAAAACAAUUUUUUUUAAGUUUGUAUUAAAAUGAGUAGCUUGAGUUGAAACAAAUGUUCUUUACUACCAUUACAUUUUGUACAUGAUGUUAUUUAUUGAAACAAAAUUGACUUGCCUGAUUUUAUAAAACUGUUGUAUAUGUUCUGUUGUAAAUUGUUAAUGUAAAAUGUUUGAGUUUGCUUUUCCAAGAUGUGACUGACAGACAAUGCUAUUCUUUGUUUACAUAAUCAAUUAAAAUAAAUAAUCAUUGGACAAAUCACAGGUACAUGGCACAAUAUUUGAAAGUAUGAAAAGGGACUAAAAGUGUUUUUCUACAGUGUAAUCACUAAACAGCAAGCACAAUAGUUAAAUAUUUACAGUAUUGACAAAUAGAUAAACAGUACACCUCUUCAUGUGUGACCAUUGUAUGAUCAUAUAUACAUUUAGCAUGUACUGUAUAAGCUAACAUUACAUUAUUACAGUAUUAUACUGUUAUUUUGAUAAUUGUUACUUCACGUUGUUAAUGAUUUCAUAUAAUUUGUAACACAUUUUAGGUUUCUUAUUAAUAUUCCAAUACAGUACGUUGUUAUAGUAAUUUUGUUCAGCUGCAGUAUGUAUCUCUUAGUAAAACAAUUUAGAAUUAUAUUUGAUAUAUUUUUACAAAAAUAAUUUACAUGACAUUGUUAUUGCCAAAUAAAAUAUCAAUGUGACA
Anneissia japonica is the source of this 1309-nucleotide messenger RNA. Its product is annotated as BPTI/Kunitz domain-containing protein 4-like. Gene Ontology annotation, molecular function: serine-type endopeptidase inhibitor activity. The record is from RefSeq and is a predicted model, not a curated record. The transcript is spliced from 4 exons. Lineage: Eukaryota; Metazoa; Echinodermata; Crinoidea; Comatulida; Comatulidae. The coding region runs from base 89 to 421 and encodes 110 amino acids.